AUGCGGAGAGACGAGCAGGGGCGUCUGGACAGCACGCGGGGCCUCGUCUGUGGGCUGGGCGCUGGCGUGGCCGAGGCCGUGGUGGUGGUCUGCCCCAUGGAGACCAUAAAGGUGAAGUUUAUCCAUGACCAGUGCUCCCCCAAGCCCAAAUACCGCGGCUUCUUCCACGGCGUCCGGGAGAUCGUUCGGGAACAGGGACUAAAGGGGACCUACCAGGGCUUAACUGCCACUGUUCUCAAGCAAGGAUCGAACCAGGCCAUCCGCUUCUUCGUCAUGACCUCCCUCAAGAACUGGUAUAAAGGGGACGAUCCCAACAAGGUCAUCAACCCCUUCGUCACAGGGGUGUUUGGAGCCCUCGCCGGGGCGGCGAGUGUCUUUGGCAACACCCCCUUGGACGUAGUGAAGACCAGGAUGCAGAACCACCCCGUGGGUGACUUCACCCCCACCCCUGACAGGCAUAGCACCGGACGCUCGUCCGCAGAGAUCACCUUUAUUCAGACACGGCUGCCCGCAGCAACUGGCAGUGCCCGAGCCCCACGCUGCGAUGGCCAAAAUGCGCAGGGAGCUGCGAGCCAUUGA
Messenger RNA from Opisthocomus hoazin, 579 nucleotides. Lineage: Eukaryota; Metazoa; Chordata; Aves; Opisthocomiformes; Opisthocomidae. The record is from RefSeq and is a predicted model, not a curated record.